Molecule: messenger RNA, 1911 nt
Organism: Tarenaya hassleriana
Lineage: Eukaryota; Viridiplantae; Streptophyta; Magnoliopsida; Brassicales; Cleomaceae
Product: homeobox protein knotted-1-like 1
Exons: 5
Coding region: 418-1662 (414 amino acids)
Biological process (GO): regulation of DNA-templated transcription
Cellular component (GO): nucleus
Molecular function (GO): DNA binding; DNA-binding transcription factor activity, RNA polymerase II-specific
Source: RefSeq, a predicted model, not a curated record
UCUCUCUCUCUCUCUCAUUUUCUCCUCUCUUCUUCAAUGUCACUUCCCUCUUGAAAACUACAUGCCCGUUCGUGUUUUGUUGGUGCAACUUCACUUCAUUUCAUUUCAUUUUAAAAAACUAAUAAUAAAUUCCUCUUUUUAUUUUGCCACUGUUAUAACCUUUUCCAUUCAUCUCUCAUGAGUCGUCUCAGUCAUCUGGAUUUGAUGUUCUUAAUUGUAGAGAGAAACCUGUGAAAAUCAAAUAUUUAAUAAAUUAAAAAAAACAAAGAAGAAAAGCAAACAAUUUCACAAAUCCCUUCCCCUCUCUCUUUUCUUGUCAAGCUUUCAUCCUACGCCCACCUAGGUUUUCUGUUCCUUCAAUUCAAUUCUAGGGUUUUCAAAAAAAAAUAUUUUUUUUUUCUCUUGUCUGAUCUGGGCAUGGAGGAAUACCGCCGCCACGACUCCUCCGCUCCUCAAAGAGGAAGUUUCUUCUACACUCAGAGCUCGCCUCCCAACAAAAACGAUGAUAACAACAGCAACAGUAACAACAACAAUAAUUAUACAUCUGGUUAUAAUAGUAAUCACCACCACAUGUUGUUCCCCAACAUGAGCUCUCAGCUUGUUCAUCAUCAUCAUCAUCAUCAUCAAGCGGGUGAGAGUUGCUUCCGAUCCGAUCACGAUCAGCCCAACCCAGUUGUUAAAUCCGAAGCCAGCUCCUCAAGAUUUCUCAACCACUACUCUAUGUUGAUGAGAGCCAUUCACAAUCACCAAGAACCCAACAACAACAACAACAACAACGGCAGCAGCAACAGCAAAAGCGGCGACAACAACGAUGACAGCAACAGCAACAGCAACAUUCCUGUCGGUAGCGAAGUCGAGGCCAUGAAGGCGAAGAUAAUCGCUCAUCCUCAGUACUCAAGCCUCUUGGAAGCUUACAUGGACUGCCAAAAGAUAGGAGCUCCUCCUGAGGUUGUAGAUAGACUCACUGCGGCGCUGCAAGAGUUCGAGACAAGGCAGCGAUCAGCUGCGGCGGUGUCUGGAGACUACGGUGCACCAAGAGACCCCGAAUUGGAUCAAUUCAUGGAAGCUUAUUGUGACAUGUUGGUUAAGUACCGUGAAGAGCUAACACGACCGAUACAAGAAGCUAUGGAGUUCAUACGUCGUAUCGAAGCCCAACUUAACAUGUCGUGCCAAGGUCCCGUUCGUAUAUUCAACAACGCCGAUGGGAAAUGCGAAGGAGCGGGGUCAUCGUCGGAGGACCAAGACAACAACAGCGGCGGUGAAACCGAACUGCCAGAGAUCGAUCCUCGAGCAGAAGAUCGGGAACUCAAGAAUCACUUGCUGAAGAAGUACAGCGGCUACUUGAGCAGCCUGAAGCAAGAACUGUCCAAGAAGAAGAAGAAAGGGAAGCUGCCGAAAGAGGCGAGGCAGAAGCUGCUCACUUGGUGGGAGUUGCAUUACAAAUGGCCUUAUCCCACUGAAUCGGAGAAGGUGGCAUUGGCGGAAUCGACGGGUUUAGAUCAGAAACAGAUCAACAAUUGGUUCAUAAACCAAAGGAAACGCCAUUGGAAGCCAUCGGAGGAUAUGCAAUUCAUGGUGAUGGAUGGUUUGCAUCCUCAGAACGCGGCUCUUUACAUGGAUGGCCAUUACAUUGGUGACGGUCCUUAUCGUCUCGGACCAUAAAGAAAUAUCGCAUUCUUCACUGGUUUAAAUCCACGUCAGUCCAUGCAUCGACUAGUUCAUGUUGCAUUGGUAUAUAUAUAUACAUACAUAUAUACAUAUAGAGCCUUUAUAUGAAUGAAUAUAUGUUGAUGCUUUCGUGUUACAAGUGAGAAUUUGUAGUGUCCAUAGUUCAGUGUUAUAUAUAGCUUUCUUUUGUAAUGUUUUGGACCAUGGGUUAUAUUCAUGUAAUAUGUAUCACCAUUUCUCAUC